UAGCGAUGAUUGUUGUUUUUCCUGUCAGGUGUGUUUCGUUUCUGCGCAUUCAUAGGAUUUUUUGAUGCAGGCAGAGUAAAAACCUGAUGUGAUUUUAGCAAAAAUUGCAAAUUAACGAGUUUAUCGGAUGUUUUUACCUUGUUAUUGUUGACGAAUAGCUGCAGCUACGUUUGGUGAAGGUAAUGGAAGCUGUUUUGCAUGCGAAGUGAACACGCAAGAAUCGUUUAAAUGAAAAUUUAACUUGCUGGAUAGUGAUGUCAUCAGCUCGAUUGUUUUCUUCGCAGUUGCAUGGAGUAAAAAGGUGAUGGAUCAAUUCAGUUAUUGCAGUGAAGUGUGUGCUUUGCCAAAGCUAUUAAAAAAUAACGAUUGAGCGAGUGGUUUAUGACAUUCCUCUUAUAGUUGGUAUGAGUGCUAAAGACAAGGAUGGUGACAGGUUGUGGAAAAUAAUGUGUUAUUGUUAUCAACAUAUGUGUAAUUUAAGCAUCGGUGGUUUGCAAUCUGGCAUUGACCAAGUUUCCUAUUAUUAGAACAAGUGAAUCACGCAGAUCACGAGAAGAGAAAAAAAAGUUUUGUUUACUGUGUUUAAAGCUGCUGAAGUAUAUAAUCCAAGGUCACCACAAUGGUCUUCGAGAGUAUUGUCGCGGAUGUUCUGAAUCGAUUCGUCGGUGAAUAUGUGGAGAAUCUUGACAAAAAGCAACUUAAGAUUGGAAUAUGGGGUGGUGACGUCGUGCUGAACAAUCUUAUCCUGAAGCAAAGUGCCCUAAAGGAGCUCGAUCUUCCCGUCAGUACAGUUUACGGCCAUCUCGGGAAAUUAGUACUUAAAAUCCCGUGGAAAAAUCUUUACAGCGCUCCGGUAGAAGCCAUCGUCGAUAAGCUCUAUCUGCUGGCCGUUCCCAAUACAGACGUUCGAUACAGUGCAGAAAAGGAAGAUAACAAUGCUUUCGAGGCGAAGAAAGCGGAACUUGCUCGCAUUGAGCAGGCUAAGAAAAACGAAGAGGAAAAGGACAAGCCGGCUGCGGACAAAUCAUUCGCCGAGAAGCUGACCGCACAAAUAGUAAACAAUGUACAAAUUAAGAUAUCCGACAUUCACGUACGAUACGAGGACACUACUACCACUGGAUAUCCGUUUGCGUUCGGGGUGACAUUGAGCAACCUGAGUGUCCACACGACCGAUGAACAUUGGAUGCAAACGCUGGUAUCACAGUCGGUGACAAAAAUCUACAAAGUCGCCCAGCUGGAGAUGCUAUCGGUGUACAUGAACUGCAAUACGCAGCUUUUCCAGGAACAGGAUCCGUCCAUGUAUAAGACGUUGUUCCAGGAAACAAUCGCUUGUAAAGGUCACAAACCGGAGGGCUACCAUUACAUUUUCGGUCCAAUCAGCUCGGGAGCCAGACUGGAGAUGGUACCGAAUCCAGAAUCAGAAGAAACACCAUUCAGUUCCCCGAAGAUAAAACUGAAUUUGUGCAUGGAAACCCUCGGAAUCGGUAUAACAAGAGUGCAGUUCCAAAACACGAUGCAACUGUUGGAAGCCUUCGGACGGAUGAUGCGGGCAAUGCCGUACAGAAGGUUUCGACCGCAUGCAAUCCCGUACAAAAAUCACUACAGCCAAUGGUGGAAAUUUGCGUACACCUGCGUAUUGGAAACUCAAGUGCGUCGUCGUCGGAAGGAUUGGUCCUGGGACAAUAUGUUGCGGCACAGACAGGUCCUAAAACGUUACGAGGAAGCGUACAAAACGCGGCUAACUACCAAAAAAUUGACUCCGGAAAUCACGGCCCGAUGUGAAGAGUUGGAGAGAAUACUGGAUUUGCAUAACAUUAUUGUGAUACGACAAAAAAUCGAGCUGGAAGUCAAAAAGGAAGGCAAAAAACAGGAGGAGGAACAGAAGGGUGGUUGGUUUAGUUCGUGGUGGGGAGGAGGUGCCAAGAAAACGGAUGAUGAUAAUAAAACUGAUAUUAAAAAACAAUUCGAAGCAGCGAUGACACAGGAAGAGAAAGCCAAACUGUUUAAAGCUAUUGGGUAUCAGGAGAGUGAUGCUCCUACUGAGUUGCCCGAGAAUUACGUAGCUCAAGUGUUGCAGUUUGAGCUUAAAUCGUUGGAGGUUUCGAUCAAAUCCGAAGUUGGUUCACAUGAUUUGAUGAGCAGCCCCAGCAAGGCUUUGGAAAGGGUUAUGCUAUUGGAGCUGACCAAUGUGAAAUGUGGCGUUCAGCAGAGGCCUUCUGCAGCUGCAAUGAAGGUGUUUCUACAGAUGCAAGAACUUACUAUCUGCGGUCUGCAGCAAAAUGAUUCGCUCCCAACUAUUGUGCGAUCACAACUGGAGGGGUCGAGCACCUUGCUGGAUGUUUCGUUCGAAACGAAUCCAGAGGAUAAACUUUGCGAUCAACGGGUUGUGGUAACUUCUCGUCCUCUGCAGAUUAUUUACGACGCCGAAACCAUCAUUCAACUGACGAAAAUUUUCAAAACUCCUAAAACAGCGACGAUAUCACAGCUGACGGAUGCCGCCGCCGAGAAAUUGGUCAACAUCAAGGAGCGCUCAGCUACUGGACUGCAGUAUGCCAUUGCUAAGCAUCCACGGUUGGAGCUAAAUGUCGAUAUUAGUCCCAGUUAUUUGAUAGUACCCAACGGAGGUUUAUUCUGUGGUCGUGAAUCGGUUCUAGUUGUAAGCUUGGGCAAGCUACUGGUUCAAACAGAACCACGACCAUUAUACCAAAAAGAUGUUCAUACCAUGCAUGAGGAAGGUGCAAAUCAGGAAGAAAUUCUUAACGAAAUCAUCCGCCAAAGUUACGACAAAUUUGUUCUGGAAAUUCGCGACGUUCAAGCAAUUGUGGCAACGAUCGAUGAAGACUGGCAGGGAACACUUCGGUGCAGCAGUGUCACCGAAAUGCACCUACUGGAACCCACUUCCUUCCGCAUAUCUGCCCAUCUCUGUGUGAUUGAUGAUGAUCCCCGACUGGCAAAGUGUAAAAUUUUCGGCGAACUUCCCAGUGUUAAUAUUUGUGUCACUGAACAAAGGGUGCUGGAAGCUCUGACGAUUGUAACCUCGCUGCCACUGCCGGAAAGUGACGAGUAUCAACCGGCUCCCAUCGCCAAAGAUAGUAACGUGUUCAGCUCGAGCUUGUCAUUGCUCAAAUAUUUAGAUGAGAAGCAACAAAAGCUAACGAAAAUUCAACGCCCAGCGGAGAAUUUGAAUAUCUCGGAUGCGGUGGAUGGUGAGGUGGUACAAUUUAUCGAUCUGGAGGUGCGAUUUGUUCUGAAUGAAUGUUCUCUGACAAUCUUCAGAAUUAGUGGCACUAACAGUAGCUCGUCGGAUGUUUUUGCUACGCCGACCGAGGAGUUCGCACAGUCCCCGCUUGAGCACAGCUUGAUGCAACGGAAAAGCGUGGCAUUUAAUGUGCCCUAUUCGAAUACGAACUCGCAAAAGAUUAUGGCCUUCAAAGUUAAACAGCUGGAAAUGAACAUGGUUCAGCGGACGUAUGAUUUAAAAGUUGCUUUAAAGCUUGGCGCCGUGACGUUGGAUCAAUUCCGAAUGAGGAACGAACAGGAAAAAAUGCUAAACGUAAUCCGGACGCCGAAAUAUGAUGAUAAUGAUGAUUAUUUGUUUACGCUGAACUACACCAAUUGCAAGAAAAAUAGCCCGGAAUUCACCACCAAGUACGAAUCAGUUGAGCAGGAAAUCGAGAUUAAUUUCUCCACCUUAGUGCUGCUACUACACGAAGAAGCCCUCAACGAGCUGAUAAGGCUCGCCAACGACUUCCAAGUUCGGAUGGAAUCGGUUAUGAGCGGAAAGAAGGAACAACAGCUGGCACAGUAUCCGGAACGUGAUCGUAUUGCUACGAUACACGGCGAGGAAAGUACGGCCACGGUGUUGCUUCAUGCCGCCCGGGAAAAACUGCCCACAAUACUGGAGGAUGACACGGUGGAGGCAUCGACGGCGGCACCAUCGAAAGUUAAUCGAACCCGUCCAUCGAUUGUAGACAGCAUAAAAGUAAGAGUCGUGGCCAAAUUGGAAGAUGUGACGGUGGAGCUUCAAAAUGACAAGCGUUCGCUGGCUGUCUUGGAGGUUCAAAAUUUGACCUGCAGUGCCAUCGUAAAAUCUUCCUACACGGAGAUCGUCAUUCUUCUUCAAGAUAUUAUUUUGACGGACACUAAUCCAGCAACAAUCCACACGAAAAUUCUGUCGAUCAUCGGUGACAACGCGUUGAAGGUGCAGGUCGUACUUUUUAAUCUGGAAGCAACUUCGGAUUACAAUUCAGACGAUAUGCGCAUCGGAGUUACGAUGGGGUGCGCUCGGAUUGUUUUUCUGAAUUGGUUUGUCACUUCUAUCCUAGCGUUUCUGGAUAAUUUCCAAGCAGCUCAGCAGCGAAUUAAGGAUGCCAGUGCUGCUGCAGCGGAAGCUGCUAGGAACAACGUGGUGGAGGCGUACAGCAAAGCAACUCGGAUGAAGCUGGACAUCAAAAUAAAGGCUCCCAUAAUCGUCAUUCCGGUGGAUUCGAAAAGUUUAAAAGCGGUUGCAAUGGAUUUCGGUCAUCUAAGCAUAACUAACAAUUUCCAAGACAUCGCCACGGAACACUCGCACGGGCCGGCUGUGAUCGAUGAAAUGAAGAUCGAGCUGAAGGACAUGAAGCUUUCGAAGGUGGACGUUUGUCCGUCAAUGGAUAACAACAUGUCACACUCGUUCAGAGUCGGAUCGGAAGAGAUGAUCUAUGGAAUUGUGCCAGAUCAGAGCGCGGUACUGAGCCCGACCAGUUUUACACUGAUCAUGAAACGAAAUUUGUCCUCCAGCUGGUACCGAGAUCAACCGGAUAUGGACAUUUCGGGACGAUUGAAAGCAGUAGAGCUUAACUUUAUUGCUACUGACUAUAGCGUUAUCAUGCAGAUUCUGUCGAAGAAUAUGACUGAAGGUCAGGAUGAGUUUAAGAAACCUGUGGUAAAAGCGCCUAAAUCGCCAACCAGCCCUCAAAUCAUUAAUUAUACUACUUCAAACGCUGACAAUUAUGCUCUCGAUGGAAAACCCAACUGGUCUACAGUGGCCAAAAAAGCGACCGCAAAACCAUUCGGAGUGGAUGUCACCGCUCUGAAGACCAAACAAGAAACGGUUGCGAAAAGCGUGGUAAAGGAAAAGGUCGAUGUUUUCUUGAAGUUCAGUUUCCAAAUUGACAGCAUUAAUAUUAAACUUUUCACCGCUCCCGGAGAAGGACUGGCAGCGUUCGAGAUAUUCUACCUCUCACUGCAGGGUAAAAAGCUAACCAACGGUUCCCUGAAUACCGCUGUCAUUCUGUGCGACAUCCGGCUGGACGAUAUUCGUCCGAAUCGGGAGAACAUGCUGACCCGGCUGAUGGAGCGUCGUUCGAACAAAAAUUCGAAAAUCAGUAUCGCCAGCCGAAGUGAUGAUGACGAAACGAUGGCCCUGCUGGCUCCGCUUCAUUCGAUGAUAGACGUUACGUUCAAUAUGGAGGAAAACGAAAUGUUCGUCGAUAUGAAGGUGUCCAGUUUCACCCUAAUACUAUCGGUUGAUUUCCUGCUGAAAAUUCAGCAGUUUUUGCAACCGGAAGAGCUGGUUGAGGCCAAGGCAAUCCAAGCGGCGGAGGAACAGGCUAGACGAGAGCGGAAAACUAGCACUUCCACUGCACCAGCGGAGAGAACCGAUCCGGGCCAGAUGAAGGUUAAUAUCAAGAUCGAACAGCCGGACAUUAUCUUGGUGGAGAAGAUGGAUGACAUCAAUUGCUACGCACUGAUUUUGAACAACGAAAUUUCACUGAAUGUACGGUUGGUGGGCGAACGGCAAAUUAUCAUGGGCGAACUGAAGGAUCUCUGCCUCUACUAUGCAGAGUUCAAUCCGGAACGGCGUAACGAUACGAAGCACUUUGUUAUUCAUCCGUGUUCGGUUAGCUUGAACGGAUCCACGCCCGAAGGUAAGGGAUUGCACCUGAGUUUGAACCUGACCAACAUUAAGAUCAGCGUGUCUCCGGCAAUCAUCGAACUCAUGAACAAUGCGCUGGUAACGUUGACCGCUAAUGAACAGAUUAAGCUGAACGAAACUCAAAAGGCUGUUGAUUAUAGUGAUUUAUGGAACAUCAAAGGCUACGAUCCGGAUGAUUUCUGGUUCAUUCGGCCAGAGAUGGCAGAAGAUGCGUUGAGUUUAGAAUCUUUGCGGACGAUUGAUAUCAAAGAGGAGAAGUGUUUGAUAGAGGUUCCUUCGAUUUCACUGAUCAUUGAAACUGGACUAGGAAUCAACACAAUUCCGAUGUUGUUUAUUCAAACUGACAUGCGAGCGGAAGUGUCCAACUGGAGUUCGGAUAUGAAAAUAAGCAGUUCUCUUCGGCUAAGUAUGUCAUACUACAAUCAAGCAUUGGCCUUGUGGGAAUACGUGAUUGAACCGAAUGAAAUAGAGCAUCCAAACGGAGCAGUGGAGAAUGUACCGUGGGAGUUAACGUUUGAGCUGGAGGUUGAUCAUCAUGAGGAUCGCUCACAAGAUCCCACUACUAAGAUCUCGGUCGGUUCCAAGGACAGUCUGGAGAUGACGGUAUCGAAAACAUGUCUGGAUGUUAUUCAGAAUUUGGGAAAAGCCUUUUCCGAAGCAAUUAAGCGUGAGGGUAUGGCACAAGCAGAAAUUUUGGCUCCGUACACAGUGCAUAAUGAUACAGGUCAAGAUAUCAAGAUCAAUUUAAUUGGUGGAGAUUUCACAAUCCAUUCUUCACACCUGCAAAUGAAUCAGGAUGAUAACCUAAUCGCUAUCGAGCAUUCUGCUGUUGAUGAAAUCAUUAGCUGCAUCGUUAUGCCCAGCGGAAAGCUGAAUUUAGAGCCCAAGGAAAAGGAUGCUGAACUCUCCAUGGUGACUGUGAUGCAAGACAACGAAAACAGUGUGAAGAAAAAGUUCCUUACCGUAAUCGUUGGUGAUACGGACAAAGAGCUCACACUCCCAGUGUACAAGUCGGACAAACGAUAUUUCCCUCUGUAUCGUAAAACCGACCAGGAACCUAAAGCUAUAAUUUCGGAAGUCAAAAUUGAACACGGUUCGACGGUUGUGGUACUGCGGGGAAUUGUUCAAGUGUUUAACCAUUUCACUGCUCCAAUUUUCGUUCAUCAAUUUAUCGCCCAUGAAAAGGUGCUAGUUGGAGAAAUUAGGCCGGGAGCAUUCUUAAACGUUCCACUGUACUUUCUGUACAGUGACUCGAGAGAGCUUCACUUUUCGAUGAAAGGUUACCACUCGUCUGCUCAGGGUCUCAGCUGGAAAGAACAACCAAAUAAUCUAGAACUUAUAAAAUCUCUUCAGUGUGACCCAAUAAAGACUUUUGAGCCGUUCUACAUCACUGCGGUUCGCGAGCGGCACGAUGUCUUCCAUGAAGUCACUUCGAAGCACACUAUGCUCAGUGCGUGUUAUGAAAUUCAUCUAAGACCUCCACUGAUGCUACGCAAUGCGCUACCCAUCGAUUUGACCAUAUCGGUUGCCGGCUGCUCCGUACGCAGAGAGUUGCAGAACGAAAUUAUCACCAGUUCGGAGAGUAUUUCCACCACCUCUACGAUCGCCGGUGAGGAUUACCUCGAUUAUGGUGAGAAGUCUCUUCGUCCGGGAGAAUUGCUGCAUCUUCCGACGGUUAAAACGUCCGUUGGAGGGAGUACGGAAACGACCUAUAUUGUCGCUAGGUUGAUACAAUAUUUGGAGAAAGAUUGGUCAUGUACAACCGAGAUUCCAGCGCAACCCCCAGAAUUCGGGGUAUGGACUUUCAAUGCUUAUGAUUCCGUGGAGGUUAUGUCUUUACAGUUGGGUGUCAAAUAUGAACAUCGCAGCGAUGGUUUGACACUAAUUGUUUACUGCCCCUUCUGGAUGCUCAACAAGACGGGUUUGAUGCUGAGCUACAGGAUACGAAGGGCAAGAAUUUGUGAGAAGCUUUCGAAGAUCAGCUGUGGAACCCUUCCGGAAAGAGCUAAUGACGAGAACACCAACAUUCUGUACCAUCCACCGGAGUACGAAGGGCCGAUAUUGUUUUCGUUCAGAGAGAAGGUUUUCUUCGGCAAGAAGAAGGCGGCCAUCCGGGUGGAUACCGGCGAAUGGAGUGAAAAGUUUUCGUUGGAUGUUGCCGGUUCUAGCGGUGUGAUCGCUUGUCAAGCUAACAACAUGACAUAUCAGAUUGGCGUGCAUAAUACCUUGACGCACAACUCGCUGACGAAGCAGAUCGUAUUCAUGCCCUACUUCGUGUUGAUAAAUCGGGCCGAAUUCGAUGUGGAAGUACAGGAACACUUACGGCCCGGGGAUCCAUGGACUCGAGUGAAGGUAGAUGAUUGUGUGCCUCUUUGGCCUCACACCGAAGAGAAUCGAAUGUUGCGAGUGCGAGCCAGUGGUCAAUCGGAAAUCACAGCACCAUUCAAGUAUACGGAGGUGCAAUGUACCCUGCUGCAGCUGAAGAAUUGCUACGGAGGAAUCAAUGUCGAUGUUCACGUUACGGAAGGUGCCAUUUACAUCACAUUCACUGGCUAUCACGUGGGUGAUGCUCCCGCUCUGUUGAUCAAUCAUACCAGCGAAGAGUUUGCUUUCAGAGAAAAGGGGGAUGUCAAUGGGAAGAUUCUGAUGCCAAAUCAGAUGGUGUUGCACACGUGGGUCAACCCGGCUGGCGAAAGAAGAAUUGUUUGGGAUAGUGGUUCUAAACUGGUGCUGAUUGAAAAUGAUUUGCGAAAAGAUGACAUCAGCGAGUUUAAGUCACCGACUGAUAGAGAUAUUUUUUGGGUUUCCUUCUUGAAUGGAACUCAGCGAGUUCUGCUGGUCACUGAUAAUGCCAACAUAGCUUAUGGUGUUCACAGUGCCAGUCGGCUGGACCAUGUCACGCAGGAAAUUAAGCUCGAAAUUCACGGAGUUGGUUUAUCACUGGUAAAUAACAUGAAACCAUGUGAUUUGAUGUAUAUCGGCAUUGCCAGUUCGGGAGUUAUUUGGGAAGAAUGUAAGCGUUCCGGUCGCUUCAAACAGAUGAAAAUUCAAGAAACUUUAAACAUGGAGAAUAUGUACCAACAGUAUCUACGAGACAUCGAAAUCGGAACGUCAUCAAAUAGAAAAUACUUUUUGGAAGGUGAAAAACGCGUCGAAAUAGACUUCGAUAGGUUCAUCAUAAAGAAAUCCACAGACCGUGCCAUCAAGCGUACCUUCUAUCCGGGCUUGUGGUUCGAAAUAAAAUCAUCCUCCCAUCAGUUGCAGUUCCACGCCAAAAUAAACCGAAUUCAAAUCGACAAUCAGCUGUCGGACUGCAUUUUCCCCGUGGUCCUAGCACCGAUUCCUCCGCCGAAGAGCGUGGCCGCCACAACAGAGUUCAAGCCGUUCAUCGAGAUGAGCAUGGUACAACGAAUCAUUCCGCACUCGAAUGUUAAACAGUUCAAAUACCUGAGGGUUCUGAUGCAGGAGUUUCACGUCAAGGUGGAUCUGCUUUUUAUAAACGAAAUUUUCGAGAUGAUCAGUACUGAAAUAACGGAAGCAGAGGCUAAAAAACUUUUCACCGAGGAUCUUAAAGUUCAAACCCAACCGCUGAACGCUCACGUUGCAAUCCAAUCACAGGUGGAGGUGAAGAACUUCUACGACAACCUGCAUCUCGGUCCGCUGAAGAUUCACGUUAGCUUCUCGAUGGCUGGCUCGGAAUCGAAAGCACUGCCGGGAAUUCUUUCCACCAUUCUACAGGGUGUUGGUGUCACGCUGACCGACAUCAACGAUGUCGUAUUUCGAUUGGCCUUCUUCGAGCGUGAGUUCCAGUUUCUCACGCAACGGCAGCUGGUGUCGGAGUGCGUGACGCACUACAGUGGUCAAGCGGUUAAGCAACUGUACGUACUAGUGCUGGGGUUGGAUGUGAUUGGAAACCCGUACGGGCUGGUGGUUGGAUUCACCAAAGGUGUCGAAGAUUUGUUCUACGAACCAUUCCAGGGGGCUAUUCAGGGUCCGGGAGAAUUUGCUGAAGGUUUGGUCCUGGGAGUGCGAUCGCUUUUCGGUCACACCGUGGGCGGUGCAGCAGGAGCUGUUUCGAAAAUUACUGGAGCCAUGGGUAAAGGUCUAGCGGCUUUGACCUUCGAUGAAGAUUACCAGAAGAAGCGACGUGAUGCACUGAACAAAAAGCCCGCUUCGCUUCAGGAAGGAAUUGCCCGUAGUGGUAAGGGUCUGGUGAUGGGUGUGUUCGAUGGUGUUACGGGAGUUUUUACCAAACCCAUAAGCGGGGCUAAAGAGGAAGGCGUUGAAGGAUUCUUCAAAGGACUGGGAAAAGGAGCCGUAGGAUUGGUAGCACGGCCGAUUGCCGGUGUAACCGAUUUUGCCAGUGGAAGUUUCGAUGCGGUGAAGCGAGCCACUGAGUUAUCGGAUGAAGCAAUGCGGCUAAGGGCUCCCCGCUUCCUGCACAAAGAUGGAAUCGUCAGGCCGUACAAUAGGAGAGAUGCUGAGGGAAACAAGUUGUUAAAGGAUAUUGAUAAGGGUAAAUUUGCUGCGACGGACACAUUUGUUUUUUACGAGUCUGUUGACAAUAAGGACGUGGUGGUUCUAACCGAUUGUCGAAUAAUAUACACCGUCAAGAGUGACCUGUUUGGAGGAUGGCAGUGUGAAUGGACGCAUCGCUGGGCAGAAGUACUCAGCGUAACAAUUCUAAAUGAUGGAGUGGAGAUUUUACUCCGCAGCAAGGACAGUAAGUCUGCAUUGAAGAAAAUGUUUGGAUCGAACACAAAUCAGAAAAAGAUUCUGCUAGUUUCGCUGGCUUACAAACGAACCCGUCUAGCCGAAGUUAUGAAUCAAUUGCGGAUCAAGGCUGAAUGAUAGUAGCUGCAACCGGAAUCAGCUCAUCUAGUCUCACAAAGCCAUUAGUGCAUAAUUCAAUGUUAUGCUUUAAAUAUCGUCAAUAUCAUAGAGUCAUUUAUUCGCCUGACGGCAAUGUUAGAUCGCUCCAUAGAUCCCCAUUACAUUAGCUUAUCGUUAGCUAGCUAGCAGUUAAGUGCUGCUUUUAAUAAAAAAAAGUGGUGAUACUUAUCCCGAAUAUCAGAAUUAUAUAGAUAUGUUCUCAUCAUAUGUAGCUAUUCAUAUUACCGUCCGACGGAGUUGGUUUCGCUUUCUAUAGGUUAGAGAAUAACCGGAACGUAGCACUACUGGUUUUAAAUCACGCAUUUUAUGCACGCCUGCAAUCCGAUUUGGACAUUAACCGAAAGAGACCAACUAGAACCACUAACCAACGAAGGAUAACACACAUUUUUAAACGACGACAGUAUCUCCGUGAAAAGCAAUCAGAAGCAAUCUCUUUUCUAUUAGACGAUAACGGGUGAAAAAACAAACGAUAACGAUUGUCAAUCGACAGGUAUCUUUAUUAUUAUUUUUUUAAAUUGUUACGAACACAAAAUCUAUAGAUGCAAAGUGCAACGCAAUUGAAUCGACCAUAUUUAAACAAUUGUCUCUUAGAACCAAACCUACUUUCCACGAACCGUUUUACACUACAUAUUUUCUUUUUGGGGCGACGAUUGCAGCCUGUAUAAUAAA
Molecule: messenger RNA, 11479 nt
Organism: Sabethes cyaneus
Lineage: Eukaryota; Metazoa; Arthropoda; Insecta; Diptera; Culicidae
Gene: Vps13
Product: intermembrane lipid transfer protein Vps13
Exons: 26
Coding region: 620-10768 (3382 amino acids)
Biological process (GO): protein targeting to vacuole; protein retention in Golgi apparatus
Cellular component (GO): extrinsic component of membrane
Source: RefSeq, a predicted model, not a curated record